Molecule: messenger RNA, 1508 nt
Organism: Pimephales promelas (fathead minnow)
Lineage: Eukaryota; Metazoa; Chordata; Actinopteri; Cypriniformes; Leuciscidae
Gene: csdc2b
Product: cold shock domain containing C2, RNA binding b
Biological process (GO): regulation of mRNA stability
Cellular component (GO): cytoplasm
Molecular function (GO): mRNA 3'-UTR binding
Source: RefSeq, a predicted model, not a curated record
AUUUUCCGGGAUGCGCUGACGCUCGCUUCCUCAGUAAACGCGUCUCUUCUCCCGGUAAACGCGUGUUAACGGGGAUCUCCUCCAUCACACGACCCUCACUGCGGAGUCACGCCGUGUCUUUCACCUCAUCUUAUAUAACCGCGCUCGACAGGACGGGACAGAAGCAUCUGCGAACUCCAACUACAGCAGGUCGUGUUCUGCAAGCUUCUGGAGAGCAUUCAGAGAGACUGGAUCAUGGCGGACCCGGAGCUGUCGUCCCCAACGGAACGGUCCCUGCGCUCUCCGCGCUCAGCGCCGCUGUCGCUGUCGUUCCCGUUCCUGCGUGAGGGGAGCCACAUCUGGGACAGAGCCACGCCGCAGCCCGGGGAGUUACCGAGCCCUCUUCCCACCAAACGCACGCGCACCUACUCCGCGACUGUGCGUGCGAACGCGGGUCCCGUCUUCAAAGGUGUGUGUACAGCCUUCUCGCGCUCGCAGGGUCACGGCUUCAUCAGACCGGCUCUCGGCGGAGAGGACAUCUUCGUGCACAUCUCAGAUAUCGAAGGCGAGUAUGUUCCUAUGGAGGGGGACGAGGUCACGUACAAGGUCUGUGCCGUCCCGCCCAAGAACGUGAAGGUCCAGGCCGUGGAGGUGCUCCUCACGCACCUGAAGCCCGGGACCAAACACGAGACCUGGUCGGGCCAGAUCAUCAGCUCCUAGAGACGAAUAUUGUGAGAGCAGAGCAUCAUGGGAGCAAGGCUAUUGAAACUAACGGAGACGGGUUGCGGUACGGGAACGCUUAGAAACAGACUCCAAACGCAAGCGCACAAAUGCAAAUACACAACUCACAGGUUUCUGUCGCUCUCAGUGCCAAUUCACAGCACUUUUUCUGUUUAAGGCUCAAUAGCGUGGGUUUUUAAAGCGUUUUUGCCAAUGCUUGUGUUCUUGCGUAGCGUUUGUUUCUGGUUAAAUGAGACGUCUGAGACGGAGAGAGAUUGUGAGAUGAUGCUUGGACAUCCUCAAACUGAAAUGUGAACCGAGUUCGAAUCGAACACAUCGAUGCAGAUGCGCACGUCUACCCUUGUGACUGGUUUUGGCUGUUAUAUUUCUGUUUAUUUCCAGACAGCAACAUAGUGUCGGCCCAGAUCCGGCCCACAUUUGGUACACAGCAAAAACUCCAGUGUUAAAUUAACUGUCCUGGGACUUUAUUUGAGAUCACACUUAAGAGUUUUAAAAUAUGAGUGUCAAAUGAACCCUGAAGCAGUUAAAUUAAUGAGAUAAUUAAGCGAUUAAGUGAUGAGCAUUAUUGAAGACACCUGAUCACCAGAAAGUUGUCACCAUUAUGAUGAUCAGUGUUUGAUUUAGCUGGGCUCUUGACGCUUACAUUUUUAGCUUUAGAUUUAGUUUGGGCUGUUGUAACUGAGUCGAGAAGUCAGUGAUUUGGGCCGACGACACUAUGUUGCUGUCUAAGUGUAUGCAUUCAUUUUUAAUGUAGAGUUUAGGGGGGCAAACGCUUCAUUCUCAUUAAA